AUGUGGGCCAGUAGCGGACGUCGCGUUGUGGUGAUAAACGGGCCCACCACCCAAAAAAUUCGCAGCAAAAAGGAACCAAGAAACGGCAGCCGGAUAGCAACUCCCCACCACCACCUUCCCUCUCCCUCUCCCUCUCCCUCUCCCUCCCUCUCUCACACACCCAUCAGCAAGUGCCCCUGCACACACAUCACACACACACACACACCCAGUCACACGCUGCCAUCCCUCCCUCCCCCUCAUCCCCCUCAUCCCCCUCAUCCAUUAUAUCCCCUUACACAUGUAGACGCUUUAAUCCCACAGCCAAAAGACGCGAAAUUUAUUUCGGCUGUGUGUGUGUGUCUCUCUCUCUCUCUCUCUCUCUCUCUCUCUCUCUCUCUCUCUCUCUCUCUCUCUCUCUCUCUCUCUCUCUCUCUCUCUCUCUCUCUCUCUCUCUCUCUCUCUCUCUCUCUCUCUCUCAUUUUGGCGCCGAACAUUUUUCUCUCUCUCUCUCUCUCUCUCUCACGUCUUCUCCGAAACCUGCAACAUUUGGUGGCCCACAUCACCUCCGCCAAACCCACCAAACUCGGGCAACCAUACGUUGCAGGGCCCUCGUGGCCCACUCUUGCAACGCUAUUGGUUGCCUGUGUGAAAGGUUGCUUCUCCUCAAUUAUCCCGGACGAGCACCUCCCAAAGGCCAUGAGCCGCGUGAUUCGGCGCGCCAUGCCCCCAACCGAUAACAUGUCGAUUGAACACCUUCUUAAAGAACCGGUGGCAGCGCCACGGGAACGUCGCCGUUCCCUGCCCAAUGUCGCCAUCCCCGCCAGCUAUCACGUGCCCAAAGAGCGAUCGCCUCUCGCCUCAAAAUCGAGCGUGCACAUGCAUCGAGCCUCUAGCGAUGCUGGCGACGCCCUCAAAUCUCGCUCCGUCGUAGAUGUUGCCAGCUAUCAUCGCAGUGAACAGCGCCGCCGCCGCUCCAGUCAUAGCCGCAACUACUCGGGCUCUGAUUUCGAUUUUUUGCGUGGUGAAGAGACUUCGCUCUCUCGCCUCAGUGAUGCUGGAUAUUCUCUAUCACACGGCGAUCUGUCCAGAAUCAACGGUGGAGGUGGCUCCAACAUGGUGCCGAGCACCGGCACCUCCCCCACCACCAGUCGCCUCGCUCGUCCCGGCAUUUCUCAUGGCAGCCGUCGUCGCAGCGACAGAUGGGUGUGGCUGCCGCAGCGCAGCGACGACGCUCCUCACUACCUGCCCUCGACAACUGCACGGUAUACGUGGAUAUUGAAGACUCUCAUCACUUGGUAUGCUCCCUUUAAAGACGCCGAGGGGGGCAUCAUGGGCCUGGAUGAACGAGGCUCCAAGCAUUUUGCCACCUUGCCGGACGUGCCUGGCACACAACGCCAAAAGGAACAAGUUCCGCCCUCAAUGCGACGAAGCUCUUUAGUCAUCCCACCCAUUGGCGAGCCUGCGCAACUUGGAUCUGAUUCCGAGCCCCAAAACUUUAGUGACGAGUCUGAUUCAGCAGACGAUCUUUCGUACAUCGACGCGGAGCAAUCUUUCGACGAGUAUAGUGACGAUGAGGACCGUGACCGCGAUGCUGUCGAUUCGUGCGAAGUUUCGGGCAUCGGCAUGGACGGUGUUGACGAUACUCUGCUGGGUACCGAUUUUGAUAACCAAGUGAACCUCAACCCUGACCUUAUCACCUUUGGCCAAGACUCGCUCGACGGCCCCAGUCCCACUCAACUGCUGGGCUCUGGGGGCCCAUCGUUUGGCCACAUGCAGCCCUCUCCGCCAGCCCCGCGCAGCCCAGAAAUGGCUACGGUGAGCCUUUCAGAUUCCUUGCAUUCGCACACAGUUGGCCUCGCGACCACUUUGACCCGACUCACGCCCGUGCCCUGCUCUUGUGUGCUCCGCCAAGCAGCGGAGACGCCAUUCUUUAUCCCCGCGCUCCCCACGCUCCCCCAUGCUACCUCGUGUGCCUAGUGGCGAAACGCUUGAUCUCCAAUAAACGUCGCCCGAACGCCGUAGCCCCCUAGCCCCCUGUUGCCUUUCGUCAAGCCACGUCAUUGCUGCCACGUUUUCCGCCUCUGCGACCGAGUCGCUGCUUCUAGACCCUCGAUGCCUUUCUUCAUCCCUCGUCCCCACGGGCAAUCUGAACAGUUUUUUAUUUUUUUUCUUUUCCAAUUUUGUAGUCCAUAUUUUUUGCCCCCAGGCGUUCUCCUUCUUGCCUGGUUUUCACCCUUCUGUCCCUGUUUAUGACCUGAAUAAUGGCGUCUUGCUCAUGAUUUGUGUUUUUUGCUUGUGCGUGUGGGGGUGUGUGUUGAUAUCUAUGUACAUCAUUCAUUAUGGGGUUUGUUGAUUUCUUAUGUCCAUUAUUACUAGUCUAUCGUGUGCUUCGGGUGCAAAGAGCGGUGCAAAGCACCCAUUGUCUUGGGCUUGCUUUGGCGCUGAUGUCCGUCGCAAGCUUGACUCACAUGUCAACCUCUUGCACUGCGUCUAUUCAAUUGUUGUGCCGCGCUGUCCAUGUUAUUAUUUUGUCCAUGUUGACCUUGUUCACUGCUAUUCAUUAUCGUGUUUAAUCAGGAAGCCCUUGGGAGCAACAUGCGCAACGAGCCCUCGGGGACUCGGCAAAUGUUUCAACCCUUGCCCGGCUUCGCCCUCGGGCUUUCAGGCAAUUGACCGGAACUU
Molecule: messenger RNA, 2661 nt
Organism: Monosiga brevicollis MX1
Lineage: Eukaryota; Choanoflagellata; Craspedida; Salpingoecidae
Exons: 8
Coding region: 1-1956 (651 amino acids)
Source: RefSeq, a predicted model, not a curated record